This is a messenger RNA of Elgaria multicarinata webbii, 1263 nucleotides long. RefSeq names its product glutamic-oxaloacetic transaminase 1 like 1 (gene GOT1L1). NCBI's taxonomy places the organism in Eukaryota, Metazoa, Chordata, Lepidosauria, Squamata, Anguidae. Gene Ontology annotation, molecular function: pyridoxal phosphate binding; L-aspartate:2-oxoglutarate transaminase activity. The record is from RefSeq and is a predicted model, not a curated record. The transcript has 9 exons. Gene Ontology annotation, biological process: L-aspartate biosynthetic process. Gene Ontology annotation, cellular component: cytosol. Bases 1 to 1263 code for a protein of 420 amino acids.
AUGGAGACUCUUUCGGUCUUCCUUGAUGUUCCAUUAGCCAAAGCAACAGAUAUUCCCUUGGAUGUCUACAGGCUAGAUCCUUCACCCCAAAAAGUGUGCCUUGGCAAUGCAGGCUGCCAGACCGAUGAUGCAGAAAUAAUCUGGAUACCACCAGUCGUGCAACGAAUUCUGCUGCAGAUCCCCCAAGACCCGACACUGGACCAUGAAUACCUCCCAGAGCUUGGCAUGGUGGAAUUCACCAAAGCAGCCAUGGAACUAGUUAUUGGCAAGAACAGUCGUGCACUCUUAGAAAACAGGGCAGGUGGUGUCCACACGAUAGGUGGGACAGGCGCAGUGUGGAUAGGAGCUGAAUUUCUGCGCCGUUGGUACAAGCCCAGGGAUUUAACUUCAGCGACUGUCUAUAUUGAAAUAUCACAAUUGGGCAGUCUCGGUUCGAUCUUCAAAUAUGCCGGCUUUACAGACAUUCGUACGUACCAUUACUGGGAUCCCAUCAAAUUGGCAGUUGACACUGAAGGGUUCCUGAAGGAACUGCAGGAUGCACCAGAAGGCUCUGUUGUGUUCAUCCACGCCCCUGAAGAAACUGGCCUGGCACCCGAACAGUGGGGAAAAGUUGCAGCUGCGAUGAAGGAAAGGCGUCUCUUCCCCUUUUUCGACAUCGCAGCUCAAGGACUGGCUUCGGGAAACUUAGACAGAGAUGCUUGGGCAUUGCGUCACUUUGUGGAUGAAGGUUUUGAGCUGCUGUGUGCCCAGUCCUUUUCCAAAAUAUUCGGCUUAUAUGAUGAGCGGGUGGGCAACCUCAUUGUGGUGACGAAAAACAAUGAGAUGCUGAUCAGAAUCCACUCCCAGAUAGCCAAGCAAAUAACCAUGACCUGGCUUGGCCCCACCAGCUUGGGGGGACGGGUCAUUGCGAUGGUGCUGACCAGCCCUGCCCUGCUGUAUGAGUGGAAACAGAGUCUCCGGACGCUAGUAAAGAGGAUUAUGCUGAUCAGAGAGAAACUGAAAGAGAAGCUGCGUAUCCUGGGGACACCAGGUUCCUGGGAACAUCUUACAGAGCAGUCAGGAGUAUAUAGCUUCAUUGGGCUCCUCUCUUCCCAAGUGAAGUACCUGGAAAAGCACAAACACAUCUACCUCCUUCCAAACGGGCAGAUCAACAUCUGCAGCAUCAACUCCAAGAACCUGGAGUAUGUGGCUCAAAGCAUCCAUGAAGCAGUUGUGGCCACUACUCUUCAAGACCACAGUCACAGCAUGGAGAAGGUUGACUAA